Molecule: messenger RNA, 615 nt
Organism: Laetiporus sulphureus 93-53
Lineage: Eukaryota; Fungi; Basidiomycota; Agaricomycetes; Polyporales; Laetiporaceae
Product: meiotic nuclear division protein 1
Exons: 9
Coding region: 1-615 (204 amino acids)
Biological process (GO): reciprocal meiotic recombination
Molecular function (GO): double-stranded DNA binding
Source: RefSeq, a predicted model, not a curated record
AUGGCACCUCGAGGGCUCUCCGCUGAAGAGAAACGCGUCAAGCUCCUCGAAAUAUUCCAUGAGACGAAAGACUUUUUCCAGCUCAAAGAGCUCGAGAAGCUGGGCCCGAAGAUGAAGGGCAUUGUGUCACAAUCUGUCAAGGAAGUGUUGCAGGGCCUCGUCGACGAUGGACUCGUACAAGCGGACAAGAUUGGCUCAUCCAACUUCUUCUGGAGCUUUCCCUCCCAGAGAGGUGCGAUGAUGCAAACCCGCUUGGCUGCUGUGAGAGAGACACAAGCCGCACACAGAACGCAGCUCGCCGAGCUCCGCGCUGCGAUCGACGCUGAGAAGGCUGCACGACCGGAGAGUGAGGAACGCGUGGCCUCGCUUGCGCGUCUUGCUGCGGCGAAGAAGGAGCUGAGUGAGCUCGAGGGCGAGCUGGCAAAGUACGGUGCAUGCGAUCCGGUGAAGGUGGAGGAGAAGAAACGCGCCGUUAUGCUCGCGAAGGAAGCGGCAGUGCGCUGGACUGACAACUACGUGCUGCUUUUGUCUCACUUUACGCGGCAGAGCAUCGUGGAUCCUGCGGAAAUCAAGAAAUACCUGGGCGUAGACGAUGAGUAUGAAGACAUAUGCUGA